AUGGCAGAGGAUGCGAACCCCACGGCAACGGGUAGAAGGACCCACAGCAGGUGCCCACUGCGUGCGCCAGGUCUAGUGCACCAGCUCACACAACUGCAAAAUCCAACCUGCCGCGGCUUGUCAGAGCUCCACCCACCACGCCUCUUCGGCUUCUCCUUCGCUGGCAAGCCGACUACUCCCAAAAUGCAGCGGCUCCCGCUCCGGCGCGCCCUCUCCGCCGCCGCGUCCGUGGCCGGCCGGCGCGCCCUCUCCACCGCGGCCGCCUCGCCCUCGCGCACGCCGCCGUGGGCGAUGAUCUACCACAUCCCGGCGGUCAGAUCCACCGCGCCGCGCGCCUUCUUCAUCCUCGCCGACCCCCCGGGCGCCUCCAACCUCUACGUGCCCGACCACCUCUUCGACCGCCGGCCCGGCCCCGGCCCCGACAACGGCGACGUCAUGGCCCUCCUCGGCGGCAUGGUGUGCACCACCAGCGGCGACGGCCUCCUCCUCCUCUGCUACUCGGAUGCCCACGCCCCCGUCGUCUCCACGCACAGCGGCACUCGGGAGCCUAAGCUGAUCGGCGUCGACAUGGACCCGGACAUCACGCGCUUCGUCUGCAACCCCAUCACCGGCGAGCUGUUCCGCCUCCCGGACAUCGACGGCACCAAGAAGACCUUGUCCUACGGCCCCAACGCCGGCCUCCUCACCCGGUCCGCCUCCGCCGCCGGGCACGGCCCGCCUGACAGGUACGCCGUCGCUCUGCUCAACGAGGACCGCAGCCGCAACGGGGAUGAACGAGCCUUCGUCAUGCGGCGUUUCCUCUCGCAAACCGGGAAGUGGGAGAAGCUGGUGGGCUUGCCGUUGCCGUCCCCGCUCCCGCUCCCGCGGCGGAUGGAGCUAUACCUCGAGGCGGUGGCGUUCGCCGGACAGUUGUUGUGGGUCGAUCCGACUUGGGGCGCCAUCUCCGCCGACCCGUUCAGCCACCGGCCGGAGCUCCGCUUCGUCGAGCUCCCGAGGGGCAGUGUGUGGCCAAUGCCCAGCACCCAUCCAGUACAAGCGUUGGGUAUGUUCCGGCGCCUAGGAGUCAGCGAGGGGAGGCUGCGCUACGUCGAGUUGUCCAACCAGGAUCCUUUCGUGCUCAGCUCAUUUGCCCUCGACGACCACGGCGGCAGCUGGACGAUGGAGCACCAGGUGGAGCUUGCUCCACUCUGCAGGGACCAUGUUAAUGGAGGAGGCCUCCCCUCAAAGGAUUACACUUCCACCCCGCGGAUUGGCGUUAUUGACCCACUAAACUCAAGCUGCAUUUGUGUCCUAAUUGGCAAACAUGUUCUUGCGGUCGACAUGGAUAUGGGCAAGGUGCUAGGGUGUUCGCUCACUGAUGAAAGUGAAGGCUCGCCAUGGGCUAUCACCACUUGCCUUAAGCCGUGCGUGCUCCCACCAUGGCUUGGAUCAAGCCAAAUCCCUAAUGCAGGAACUUUUUCGUGCAACAAAGGUGAUGCCAAAGGCAAGACUUUAUCAGACAUGUUGGUUCGUGUACACAGCGACAAGAAUAAUUGAGGUGAAAGAUGUUCUUGGUGGAGUAGGAAGCUCUUUCUUUUUGGAUAUUACGUAUUAGGAUGUCAAUGAUUCUGCAACAAUGAACUCAUUUUGGGGGAAAUGUUAACAGAAGACUGACACAGUUAUGAUCUUCACAUGGUAUCACAAAGAGUUGUGCUUCACUUAAUUGCUCUAAUACAAUAUUUUUUAAUAGGAUAGUUCAGAUCUGUUGGCAUGUAACCAUUGUCAAGACUCAAGAAUAUAGAUGCAGUGUCCUCAUGUUUUCAAGUGUUUACUCUGAAUCAUGAGAGUCCAGUUUAU
This is a messenger RNA of Oryza sativa Japonica Group (Japanese rice), 1836 nucleotides long. The record is from RefSeq and is a predicted model, not a curated record. NCBI's taxonomy places the organism in Eukaryota, Viridiplantae, Streptophyta, Magnoliopsida, Poales, Poaceae.